Mycotypha africana is the source of this 1650-nucleotide messenger RNA. RefSeq lists its product as uncharacterized. The record is from RefSeq and is a predicted model, not a curated record. The transcript is spliced from 5 exons. NCBI's taxonomy places the organism in Eukaryota, Fungi, Mucoromycota, Mucoromycetes, Mucorales, Mycotyphaceae. The coding region runs from base 1 to 1650 and encodes 549 amino acids.
AUGAGAACGCCUCGACCUGUCCAUAAAGCAGUUUAUUCGCAUGUUUACCCUGAAAAGGCACCUGAUCCAGUAUUACUAGCGAUCUCGACACCAGCUUGUGAAAAACUGGAGCUAAAUCCAGUUGACAUUAAGGCGGAUCGCCAGAAGGAAGAAGAAUUUGUUUCUAUUUUUUCAGGGAAUAAAAUACUUCCAGACACACGGCCUUGGUCACUCAACUACGCAGGCCAUCAAUUUGGUUUCUUUGCGGGUCAGUUGGGAGAUGGAAGAGCCGUUUCUUUGUUUGAGACGAUGAAUUCUAAAGGAGAGUCCUGGGAAGUGCAAUUGAAAGGUGCUGGACGUACACCCUACUCUCGUUUUGGAGAUGGUUAUGCUGUAUUGAGAUCUAGCAUCAGAGAGUUCUUGAUGUCGGAGCAUAUGAAUGCUUUGGGUGUUCCUACAACACGAGCACUAGCAUUGAUCGCAACGAGCAGAGAAGUCAUAAGAGAAGAUGGCCCAAGAGGACUGGAGCCUGAAAGGGGAGCAGUUGUAACUCGUAUGGCACCUUCGUGGCUUCGAUUUGGUAAUUUCGAGCUUUUUUAUUCAAGAGAUGAUAUGGACAAUGUACGUAGAUUGGCAGACUAUGCCAGUGAAAACGUAGUAAAGGACGAGGCGAAGGGUAGUGGAAAUAAGUACACAAGACUUUUUCGUAAUGUUACCAAGCGCACGGCGGAAAUGGUAGCAGAAUGGCAAGCUAUUGGGUUUAAUCAUGGCGUGAUGAAUACGGAUAAUAUGUCAGUUCUCGGAUUGACCAUGGAUUAUGGACCCUUUCAGAUUAUGGAUUACUACGAUACGAAUUAUGUUUGUAAUCAUUCGGAUGACAUAGGGCGUUAUGCUUUUCAGCGCCAACCUUCAGUUUGCCUUUUCAAUUUGGUCAAGUUAGCAGUACCUUUAUUUGAACUUAUCGGGGCCGAGGGAGAAGUUGAUCAGCUUGUUUUCCCCGACAAAGAUAAUGAAACAAAAGAAGGAGUGACAGAUGAGGAAACUUUAACGAAAUAUCGCCAAAAUGGAAAAGAGAUUGUUCAGCAACUGCUGAAUGAGGAAUUCAAGGACUAUUUUAUGGAGCACUAUGUCGAAAAAAUGAGGCAAAAGCUUGGAUUAAAAGAUAGCGUUGCCUCUGAGACUGAUUUCAAAGAUGUCAUUGUUCCAUUGCUAGCGUGGAUGACGGACUAUCAUGUCGAUUAUCAUCGCUUUUACAGAUCACUGAGUAACUACCGAAUAACAGCCGAGGGCGAGGAAGUAGAUGGCGAUAGGGCCAUUGGCGAAUGGAUUGAUAUUGUAACUGAGCUUGGUGAGAAUACCGAAGCAUGCGCUAAUGCUUUGAAGCCCUGGUUAUCCAUUUAUCGACAUCGUUUGUUAAAAGAAAGAUCAGAUGACAAAGAACGUAAACAGAGAAUGGAUGCAGUGAAUCCUCGCUUCGUGCUAAGGAAUUUUAUAGUCGACAGGGUCAUUGAGAGCUUCGACAACGAUGAUGAGCACGGAAAAGAAUGCUUAGAGGCAUGCCUUGAAGCUUGCAUCCAUCCUUACAGAGACCAUUAUGAAGAUCAGAGGGUUGAAGAAUGGAUCAACGCAGCAGUGCCAGCGGAAGAUUAUAGAUGCUCCUGCAGUUCCUAA